Molecule: messenger RNA, 2116 nt
Organism: Owenia fusiformis
Lineage: Eukaryota; Metazoa; Annelida; Polychaeta; Sabellida; Oweniidae
Source: the annotation of a GenBank genome assembly
ACUUGAUGAUGCUGAAUCUGACACAGAGUCCCUAUCUGAUUUGCCAUAUACCACAGAGUCUGUAGCUUUGUUUAUGAAGAAGGUGAACCGUAUCCGCUUCCAUAGUAUGACCGUCACUGCUGAAGGGAUAUCCUCUGGUGGCGGCCUUAGCCCAGGAGAAAGGUCGAGGUCAUGUCCAGAAUUGACAGACAAAAGCUCUGGGAGAUCGAGCCCUACAACAUCACACAAAGCUUUUUCUACAAAUAACAUUGAAACUGAGAGUGUUUCAACCCAAACUAUGGUUAGUGCUCUGGGUCAGACUGAUGUUGAUGUUGAGCAGUUGUUCUCAUAUGGUCAUCUAUUCUCUAUGGUACUACCUACAUGUUCUAGUAACAUCACACAGUGCUCCAAGUGCCACAGUGAAGUGUCUACAAACUCUGGAACACAAGCUGAUAAUUCACCCCCAUUGUUCUCAACAUUCUCCCCGUCAGAGCUGCUAGACAGACACAUACAGCUGGGGGGUGAGCUUCAUGCCAAGGAGCUUAGUAAAAUACCCCUCACCAGCCAAACAGCCAUCAAUUGGACCCAUUUUGGAGGUGUACCUCCAGUGGAUGAGGUGAACAUACUGCGUGGACAGAUACUUCUCCUACACAACCAGUUGAUGUAUGAAAGACACAAGAGGGAGCUACAUGCACAGAGGAAUAGACGUCUACUCGGCAAGAUCAAGCACUCUUGUGCUCUAGAGGAACAAAAUUCUGCACUGUUAGAUCAACUGAGACUACAAGAAAAUGAGCUACAUAACCUCCAAGUAUCUUUAAAACUACAGCAAGAAUCCCAGAGACAGGCUGACAAUGUUCAUGAGGCUAAACUAAUAACAACCCAACAGCAACUCAAGGAAUACAUACAGAAGUAUGAGGAUGUGAAACUGUCAAGUACAGAACUGGAGAAUACGUGUCAGCGCCAAAAACAAGACUUGGCUAGUCUACAAAAGGAAAUGUGCAAUGUUAAGUCUCAGCAUUUCACCUCGCAACAAGAAGUGUCAAUUAUGAAAGAGAAGGUCUCAGCUAACAAGCAUCUUCAAGAACAGGUGAAUAAGCUGACUAAAGAAUUGGUGCUUAUGGGAGAACUUACACAGAAGUACCAGUCACAGCUGAGUGAACUUAAGAAUAGAGUUGAUCCGUCAAAUCAACAAGAAUGGAUCAGUCAGUCUACAUACAGGGAACUUGCAGCUGCCAAACUGAGUGUUGAACAGAAGAAUGUGGAGUUAGAGGCAUGUAAGACCCAUUUGGUACAUGUAGAAGAUGUGGUCAAACAGAAAGAGAUGAUCAUUACAGAACAAAAGAAACUACUGGAAAAUGUCAAGAGUCUUCAUAGUGCAAAAUCACAGACUCUGGAGGCCCGUUGUGAUUCCCAACACAAAGUACAACAGAGACUAGAGGCACACAUCUUAGAGCUUUACAACAAGAUAGACAGCCUAACACCACAUAGUAAACCAACAGUUGCAGUUGCGGAAGGAUCAUCAGAGCAGUGACCUACUGGAACAUGAAGAAUACAAACAUGUACGGAAUGAACCAUUAGAGUGCAAUAGACUUAUCAGAAUGAAUUAAAGGGCCACUUUCGUUUUGUUCCGACCAUUGAUUUUUCCCCUUUAGGUUGUAAUAUCAAUGUUAGGAUAUCAAAGGCCUCUUUCAUUAUCUUGGAUUGAAAAGGAGUUGAGGCUAGGUUGAUACAAUGUUUAUGUGAUAAUAUGGUCCAAUACAUUGCCCAAUUUGGACACUGAUGCUGUACAUAAAGCUUGUUUGAUAUGCGAAACUACUGGAAUUAUAAUAUGUUGUGGGUCUUGCGAUAUGUCAGGAAAUGACCCAUACUGAUUGAACAGCCUUUAUUAUUCUAAAACUGACAGAAUGAGACCCAGCAGUGAACAAUAUCAUACCUUUGAGUAGAAAGUACCCAAUGCCAAUUUACAAUGAAGUCAUACAUGUUUGGAAUGGAUAAUAAUUUUUGAUUGUCAUGUAUGACAAUUGUAUUGUAAAGAAAAAUCUUAUUUUAAUUUGUCAUAGCCCAGGUGACACAUUAAAUCAAUGUACCUGGGUCAAGUAAAUUUAUAGUGAAAAAUAAACUGUUACAAUUUUUAAAA